UGCCGCGGUGCACUCGGCCCGAACACAGUCAGCGGGCAUCGCGCGCGCCGUUCUCAUCCGCAUCAGAUAAAAUAUUAUUUUAUAAUACUUGUAAAAUAUUUAACGCAGUGGCAGUACCUACCUACAUAUUCUGCCUAUUCGGUACCGUAAAAAGUGUGUCGCGUGUCUUUGGUUUUUUUACGUUUUGGUCGUGGCGGAGACGAUGACGACAACGACGUCACAGAAUAUCGCCACAACAGUAUCGUAUUCUGGCAACGCGCCGUCGGUUCUCCACAAUAAUAUUAUUAAUGUUGUUAUAAUAACAAAACUCGCCUCGUUGUCAUACCUCGGUGGUGUACACUGAAACGUCAUUAACGCGAGAGUACAGCUGCAGUCGUCGCGGGCCCAUUUGUAGAAGAAUAUUAUAAUUUACAACAGGAUCUGGCUGCAAUCUAUCUAUAUUUGACGUUUAUUAUUUUAUACAGUAAUAAUUAAUCGGUACAGCGGUCGUGGUAAUAUCCGAAAUCACUGGACGAGAUGACCAAUCCGUACGCCCGCCCAACGGUACAGCCGCACAUUGAAGAUCUGCCGACCGAUUGCGGAUUGCAAUGGCUGGGAUAUUCAUUAUGUCGAUCUUGGAUUAGAUGCGCUACAGCUGGAAAAUAUUUGAUUACUAUAACAUUGUUUGUUUUCUUCCAAACAGCGUCGCAGAGAUAUUUUUUUUCAACCUUAGAAUCAAAAAGCUAUAAUAUACCUAAAGAUAUAUCAAAUUGGCUAUGGAUUAUCAGUGGAUUUGUUCAUUUGACGUUGUCAACAUUCGUUGGAUACCGAGGGGGAAAACGCAACAAGAAUUCGUGGAUUGCAUUUUUUGGGAUCCUGCAAGGAAUUUUUGCCGUCUUACUAGCUUUGAUCAAUGCAUCCGAUCAUUACAGCUUUCAGCGACCAUCGGCUUUAGCUUUGGCCACGUUGGAAACGCCACUGUGCGACUCCAUUCACGGUGCCCACGUAAAGGAAUCGUACGUCCCGUUUCACUUGGUGAAAACUGCAGUGUUGUUCUUGCUCCAAGUUAGCAUGUCUUUGGGAAGUACAGCCUUAUUGGCUUUAGGCUUAGGUCUACUCGAUGAAUCGGUAACUCCGACCAAAAUACCGGCUUGCAUAGGCGUGGUCAUCGGUUCAUCGCUACUGGGCCUCCAAACGGGGUUGAUGGUGGGGAAAUUUGCAUUUCACGUAAGCACUAACUUCAAUUUGGCCGGUGAUAUCGUAUGGCUCACUAUUGGUCUGAUUUUGAUUGUUGUAUCUUUCAUCGUGGCCUUAUAUCCAAGCAGACUAGUCACGAGCCAAGCUUCAACGUUAAUACGCAACAGUCCAAUUUAUCGAAACAACAGAUACGAUUUCAGGAGCACGCUGGGAAGAAUUUUCAGUAAUAAGUUAAUUUUAUCCAAUAUUGCCGCCAUCGCAUGCGUAUACACAGUAUUAAUUAAUAUGUUGUACGAAGAACCUAAUUACAUGGAAUCGGUGUUUUUCGUGCCCAAACACACAACAGAUGCAACUGAUCAAAAUACCAUAAUCGUUGAUUUUCUAAGAUAUCCUUUGGCAGCAGUUUGCGUGUUUUUAUCAGGCGUAUUAAUAUGUAUUGUACAGCCAAGAGCUACGCUAUUAGCCGCCUGGAACAUUGGCAUAAUUUGUGUUGUGACUAUAUUAGUCUUCACCAGCAUGUUCUUACGGUGUUCCAAAAUACAAGUACACAAUCAAAUAACACACAAGUCCGAUCUAAACGAAUAUUGCAAUAAAGAUUGCAAUUGCCCGGACAAUAUUCCAUUUGAACCGGUUUGUUCGACAACCAGCCAUAUAGUCUAUUAUUCACCCUGUCACGCCGGUUGCAGGACCCAAGACCUGUAUUCCAGACAGGAGUAUGUCAAGUGUGCUUGCGUCCACACCGAUUACGCCAGCAAGCGUGCUUGUUAUGAUCAUAACUGCCACCAAAUGAACAUCGGGUAUCAAUCAAUUUCAGUGUUGAUCCUGUCGCUGUUGGGCACGUGUAUUGUUGGUACAAUAAUUUUAUUGCUCAGAAGCGUAGAACCUGAUGACCGCACCACAGCUUUGGGAUUCGCCGUAACUUUCAUUUGUUUGAUGGGACAUGUGCCUGGAAAAAUACUUUACAUAUUUGUUGGACAUUUAACGUGUAUUUUGUAUGACAACAACAAUCAAUGCCGGUUAAAUGGCUCCGCGACGUUUUCCACCUAUCUCAGUCUGUCCAACAUAUGUAUACUCAUGACGUCAGCAGCGCUCUAUGCAUGCGUGUGCUUAAUGUCAAGGCCAUUGCGUCCGUAUGGAACUUCAGAUUCUGCGAAAAAAUUUAUCGCCAACUCGGUAUCGAGUCCGUUGAGUCCGUUAACACCGCCCGGAUUUGAAGAACGAGCGCCCACUCCGACCAGAAAGCCUCCGAAGAGAAGACCGUCCGAUUUAUCAUUUUCUGCUUCGAACACCAAUAUUGAUUUUACCAGACAUACAGAUGACUAUUCACCAAGGAGUCCCGGAACAACGCUCAGAGAAGGAGGCGUCUUAACUACAUUACUGUAAUGAACUUUUAUAAAACAAUGUGAACACACAUGAACUACGAAGGAGAUAUUAUAUAUGCGAUUUGAAUAUCCAACGGCUCAGAUCGAUCACUGAUACAUGUAUAUAAUAUUCAGGUAUAAAUUACAUGAAUAUUAAACUACAGGUGCCUCAGUAAGCGUAAACAAAAUCAAAAUUAAACACGCCAUACUAUUUGAUUUAAAAAUAUAUUAUGUACCAAUCUAGUCUAUGGCUUAAGCUGUAAAAUAGAGGAUAUAAUUUGGUCCUAUAACUCCUAAUUUAUUGAACUUAAUAAUAAAACCGUGCAUGUUUAAAUAAAACUAUAAGAAUAGCAAAACUUGUGCACAUUUA
Molecule: messenger RNA, 2907 nt
Organism: Melanaphis sacchari
Lineage: Eukaryota; Metazoa; Arthropoda; Insecta; Hemiptera; Aphididae
Product: solute carrier organic anion transporter family member 2A1-like
Exons: 12
Coding region: 517-2559 (680 amino acids)
Biological process (GO): transmembrane transport; sodium-independent organic anion transport
Cellular component (GO): membrane
Molecular function (GO): protein binding
Source: RefSeq, a predicted model, not a curated record